UUGAAAUAAUAUAACAAAAAUGAUCAAAAACAUGAUUUUAAGAGGUCCUCGGUUUCCAUGGGAACAUCACGAUUGCUAUGUUACUGACGGCUAACACGCAGAAGAGUUAGAGUUGGUUUAAAACUAGAUAAUAACAAGAUGAAUAAAGAACAAAAUGACACCGAAGAUCCAGAAAUGAGUCCCGUGAUAGAUGUAGAAGUGUAUGAGAGUGACGAGACGUUUGUUCAGUAUCUAAACGAGUUUAUCGAGAAAGAGAAGAAGUACCUGCAAUGUCCAGAGGAGGGCACUGAUGAGCUGCGAUACAUAGUCUACCGCUCCGCGUUCAACAAGGUGAUUGGUCGAGCCUCGGCCUAUAGGAGGCUCCUGCUGGACAUAAAGUCAGAGUACGACGGCGUCAUCAGGGAGAUGAAGAGGAGGGAGGAGGAAGCUGCGGCGUCCCGCCUGCAGUCCCUGCUGGGUUACGCGGCUCACAUCACUGACAGAACCUCGGUCCUCCAGAACCAGACAGCAGAACUUCAGCAGGAGGUCCGGAGGCAGAAGGCCACCACCCAGAACCUGCUGAUACCAGGUCUGACCGUGGCCCAGACCGAAGACCCCGAGGUUCUGCUGAUCCAUCUGGACCACCUGAAGACCCGGAGAGACGGCCUGCUGGACCGGAAGAUCCUGUGUGGUCCUGUGGAGGUCCAGACCCAGCUGACCUUUGACCUGCAAGAGGCCCAGCUCCACAGAGACCACCUGAGGGCCCAGAACCAGCAGCUGAUGAUCCGGUUCCGGCGCCUGAAGCUGCUGGGUCAGCGUCUGACGGUCUGGGAGGAAUCAGGUCAGACGGUUCCGCUGGAGGAGCUGCUGGGUUCUGUCAUCCAGAACCUCCAGGAGAUCGGACCCGAUCUGCAAGACGAAAGUUCGACUUCACAAUCUGGAGGUGAACUGAUGGUUAUGGUGUCAGCGGGUUCUGGUUCUGGACGUGAUCCACCAGAACCUUUCAGAACCUUUGCUGUCCGUCCUGCAGGCGGUGAUGAAGAGUCGUUCCGCAUCCCAGCUGAGCUGCUGGAGGAAGAGGAACCAACCGGGCUGGACGAGUCCAAACUGCUGAGGAACCACCUGGACAGGUUCCUGGACCUGCUCCGGUCCUCCCAGUACGAGGCGGCGGCCCUCCACGCGGCCCGGUCGCCGGUCCUGAGGGACUCGGAAACCAUGGAGAUGUUCCGAGGAGUUCGGGUCCCGCCGGGCUCCACCCCCCCACAGCUGCUGUUCUUCCGGGCGCUGCUGGUUACCGCGGCGACGGGCAGCCAGCUGUCUGCGGUGCUGUCGCUAAGGGGCGUGGCCUCGGCGCUGCAGCACGGAGACGUGCAGCUCAUCGCUAACGCCGUCACGCUCAGCAAGCUGACCUUCACUGAGGCUGUGGGCGACGCGCUCACUGAGCAUGCUCAGAGGACCGGGGGCGUGGCCGACCUCUGCCUGGCUCUGGCCUCCGCCAUCUACCAGGCCUGCAGCCACCACCAGAAGACCGCACUGAGCAUGUGCAGAAGAGGCCUGGUGCACGGCGCCGCCGAGGUCAUCAAGAAGAAGCAGCUCACCACAGAGGAGAGCCUGUGGGUUCUGUCCCAUGCGCCCAGCCUGACCCUCCUCCAGCUGCUGACCAAAGCAGACGACAAUGGGGAGGCGGCCAUCUUGUCUGUGGGCGGGACCUUUGCCUCCAUGCUGGCGGACUUCCACCAGUACCGGCUGGCUCUGGAGCUUCUGGAAGGGUUCCUGAAGAGAGGUCCAGACGUGCUGGCGAUGGCCAUGUUGGAGGACAGCAGCUGCUCAGUGGACGUCUGGGACCAGGUGGCGGCGCUGUGCGCUGAACUGGACCGGGCCGACCUGAGCCAGGCCAUCCACUCCAUCCGGCAUGAACCCGGACCCGGACCAUGGACAUCGGACCUAGAAGAGCAAUGGCUCAUGGAGCACGUCUUCCUGUGAGACAGGAA
This is a messenger RNA of Poecilia reticulata (guppy), 1970 nucleotides long. RefSeq names its product clathrin heavy chain linker domain-containing protein 1. The record is from RefSeq and is a predicted model, not a curated record. Lineage: Eukaryota; Metazoa; Chordata; Actinopteri; Cyprinodontiformes; Poeciliidae.